This is a messenger RNA of Huiozyma naganishii CBS 8797, 3477 nucleotides long. RefSeq names its product DEAH-box ATP-dependent RNA helicase PRP22 (gene PRP22). Bases 1 to 3477 code for a protein of 1158 amino acids. The record is from RefSeq and is a predicted model, not a curated record. Gene Ontology annotation, cellular component: intracellular anatomical structure; catalytic step 2 spliceosome. Lineage: Eukaryota; Fungi; Ascomycota; Saccharomycetes; Saccharomycetales; Saccharomycetaceae. The transcript has a single exon. Gene Ontology annotation, biological process: spliceosomal complex disassembly. Gene Ontology annotation, molecular function: RNA binding; ATP binding.
AUGGCUAAAGUUGAUGAUAAGAUAAGCGAUAUCAUUGGCACUGAUGAUAAGUUGAUACUUGAUUUUGUAAAGAACAUCAAGGCAAAAGCGAAGCAAUUUACAGAUUUUCAAGAUGAGCUAUUGAAAAUGGAGGUAGGACUCAAUGUUGACAGGAUAAGGGAACUGUACUGUCUCCUUUGUAUUUUAGAAAACAAGCGGGAGGAACCCACUAGCAUAAUAAGCAUCCUUAAAAGAGAGCUGAAACUCAGUAGCGAUUCAGAUUUGGAAAUUAUACAAGGGUUUGUAUCCGACGUGCUAAAGAAAUGUCGAACAUGGGGCGAGUUUAAAAACAAAAUGAACACUUUCGAAAGUGGACUUGGUGAGGAGGCACUUAUGUCUAUUUUUGAAACUCAUCAAAGUUUGCAAGUAAAACAGAGUUCUAUAAAUGAUAACCAAAGCCGAGUGGACGUGAAAAAAGAACAGGAUGAACAGGAGUCUAGCUGUUUAACACUACCUGACAAAGCUGUCAAUUGGGGCAGUCUUUCUGACAUAAACGAUUUAAGAAUAAAGGUGGAAAAACCACCACCAAGAAAAACACUAGACUACAGUCCCCAAUUGAAUAAAGUGUAUCCUGGUAAGGUCAAAAGAAUAAUGCCAUUUGGAUGUUUUGUAGAGAUAGAGGGAGUGAGUGGACCAAGAUGUGAUGGGUUAGUGCAUAUUUCAGAAAUUGUUGGUGACAGGAAGAUUAAGGAUCCUUCCGAAGUUGUGGCUCAGGGUCAAAAUGUUUUUGUUCAAGUUAUCAAACAGCUCCCAAACGGCAAGAUUUCGUUGAGUAUGCAAUCGGUAGAUCAGAUAUCAGGGGAAAUAAUCAUUGAUAGAUCACACUCUGAGCUUGCAGCUGCAGAUAGAGGAAGAUCAGCGAAUAAACCAGCUGACCAUACAUACAAGAUAAAGAAGAGGAAACUUACUUCACCCGAACGAUGGGAGAUAAGACAGUUGAUUGCAAGUGGUGCGGCAUCGAUUGAAGACUACCCAGAAUUAACUGAGGAAAACGCACAAAAUAAGGACACCAAUUCUGCUGGAAGAGAUGACACUGCCAAUAACGAUAAUGAAGAAGACGACGAAGAGAGGUACGUAGAUGUUGAGUUGAACACAGAGGACAAACCGCACUUUUUAAAAAAAGAACCCAAUAUAUCCACAAGGAAAAUUGAAAUGCCUGCUUUAGUCAAGAUUCCAAGAGGUACCCUGAAUAGAGCCGCUACAGCUGGCUCCGAGACAAUGAAGAGUCACAGGGAGGAAAAAUCCCAAAAGAAGCGUGAUAUAGAACAGCAGAUCCGCAAAAGAAAGACCAUGGACGACCCAACGAAGGAUCGUCAUAAGGUAAAGCAAGAAAUUGAGACUUUGAAGAAACAACUAGUCCUUACGGAAUGGGAGAAGAAGAAAAUCAGCGAACAUAUAACCUUCGGGAAAAGAACCUCUUUGCCGCUUAGCGAACAGCGGUCUACCUUACCCGUGUACAAAAUGAGGCAAACUUUGGUUGACUCUGUACGGGACAAUCAAUUCUUAGUCAUUGUUGGUGAGACUGGUUCUGGUAAGACGACACAAAUCACGCAGUACUUGAACGAGGAAGGGUUUAGUGCGAAGGGGAUUAUUGGGUGUACCCAACCACGUAGAGUGGCCGCUAUAUCUGUUUCGAAGAGAGUUGCAGAGGAGGUUGGAUGUCGAGUCGGAGACGAUGUUGGCUACACCAUCCGGUUUGAGGACAAAACAUCAUCGAGGACCAAAAUCAAGUACAUGACGGAUGGUAUGUUGCAAAGAGAAGCACUUCUGGACCCAUUGAUGAAAAAGUACUCGGUGAUCAUGCUGGAUGAGGCUCAUGAAAGGACAGUGGCAACCGAUAUUCUGUUUGCCUUAUUGAAGCAAGCUGCCGCAAAGAGACCUGAUCUAAAGGUUAUAGUGACAUCAGCCACCUUGGACUCGGCCAAGUUUUCCGAGUAUUUCUUGAACUGUCCGAUCAUCAAUAUACCUGGUAAAACCUUCCCCGUGGAGGUUUUUUAUGCACAAUCCCCUCAGAUGGACUACAUUGAGGCAACUCUUGACUGUGUCAUGGACAUUCAUACCAACGGCGACCCAGGUGACAUCCUUGUCUUUUUAACUGGUCAAGAAGAGAUCGAUUCUUGCUGCGAGAUUCUCUACGAGAAGGUCAAGAACCUGCAAGAUGCUUCCGGUGAAUUGAUAAUACUCCCCGUGUACUCCGCCUUACCAAGUGAAAUCCAGUCGAAGAUCUUUGAACCCACGCCGGAGGGGAGUCGCAAAGUUGUGUUUGCUACUAACAUCGCCGAAACAUCCAUCACGAUCGACGGGAUCUCCUACGUGGUGGACCCCGGGUUUUCCAAGAUCAACACGUAUAAUCCACGUGCAGGGAUGGAGCAAUUGGUGGUAUCGCCCAUCUCGCAGGCGCAAGCGAACCAGAGGAAAGGUAGGGCCGGCAGAGUCGGUCCCGGUAAGUGCUACAGGCUGUAUACAGAAUCCGCAUUCUACAAUGAACUGCUACCAAACACGGUCCCUGAGAUCCAAAGGCAGAACUUAUCGCAUACCAUUUUGAUGCUAAAGGCGAUGGGCAUCAAUGAUCUUUUAAAUUUCGACUUCAUGGAUCCACCGCCUAAAAACCUGAUGCUGCAUGCUCUGACGGAGCUGUACAACCUGGAGGCCCUCGACACGGACGGGAUCCUCACCAAGCUCGGGCAGCGCAUGUCGCAAUUCCCAAUGGAUCCGACUCUAUCCCGCUCGCUGUUAUCGUCCGUAAAAAAUAAUUGCUCGGACGAAAUUAUCACGAUAAUUGCGAUGCUCUCAGUACAAAACGUGUUCUACCGACCUCGAGACAAACAACAAGAGGCGGACGGCAAGAAGGCUCGCUUCCACCACCCGUACGGCGACCACUUAACAUUGCUGAAUGUGUACACGAGAUGGGAACAGUCCAGUUUCUCUGAUCAAUUCUGCGAUCUGAACUUCCUCCACUUCCGUCAUUUGCGGCGUGCGAGAGACGUUAAGAAACAGAUUAGCAACAUUUUUCUGCAGAACAGGUUGCCCCUGGUGAAAUGCUACGGGGACCCAGACGUGAUACGGAGGACGCUGGUGGCCGGGUUCUUCAUGAAUGCCGCCAAGCGGGACUCGCAAGUCGGGUACAAGACGAUCCUGGGCGGCACGACCGUCGGUGUCCACCCGUCCAGCGCGCUGUCCGGCAAGGAGCACGACUACGUGAUAUACCAUAGUCUGGUCCUUACGAGCCGCGAGUAUAUGUCGCAGGUCACCUGCAUCAACGCGGAGUGGUUGAUCGAGUGUGCCCCACACUUUUACAAGAGUGGUGCCGCGGAAAGCCACUCGCGCAAGAGGGCUAAGAUUGUGCCCCUGCACGACAAAUUCUCCAAGAACCAGAACUCGUGGCGGUUGAGCUCCAAGAGACAGUCCCGUGAGAAAGCCCUCGGCAUCAAAAGGUGA